Miscanthus lutarioriparius is the source of this 1194-nucleotide messenger RNA. NCBI's taxonomy places the organism in Eukaryota, Viridiplantae, Streptophyta, Magnoliopsida, Poales, Poaceae. The record is from the annotation of a GenBank genome assembly.
AUGGAACAGAGCGUCGCGAAGCCCAUCAGAUGCAGAGCGGCGGUGAGCAAGGCGCCGGGGCAGCCUCUGGAGAUGGAGGAGGUGGAGGUGGCGCCGCCGCGGGCACAUGAGGUCCGCGUGAGGAUCAUCUGCGCCUCCCUCUGCCACACGGACGUCACCUUCUGGCGCAUGAAGGAUUUCCCGGCCAUGUAUCCGUCCAUCCUGGGGCACGAAGCAGUAGGAGUGGUGGAGAGCGUGGGGGAGCAUGUGCAGGAGGUGGCCGUGGGGGACACGGUGGUGCCGGUGUUCCUGCCGCAGUGCGGCGAGUGCGACGACUGCCGGUCCGCCCGCAGCAACAUCUGCUCCGUGCUGACGUACCGCCCGGGCCUCAUGCCGCGGGACGGCACCACGCGCUUCUCUUUCGCCGACACGGGCGAGCCCGUCCACACCUUCCUGUGCGUCUCCAGCUUCGCCGAGUACACGGUGGUGGACGUCGGGCACGUCGUAAAGCUUGCCGUCGGUUCCGCCCCCGCGCUGGCGCCGGAGAAGGCGUGCCUGCUCAGCUGCGGCGUCGCCACGGGUGUUGGUGCAGCUUGGAAGGUUGCGGCAGUGGAGGCCGGUUCAACUGUUGCUGUCUUCGGACUCGGCACCGUCGGCUUAGCAGUAGCGCAAGGGGCCAAGAUGCGUGGUGCCAAGAGAAUCAUUGGGGUGGAUCUGAAUCCUGACAAACUGGAUAUCGCAAAGAGGCUGGGGAUCACCGACUUCGUGAAUCCAAAUGAGACCGGGGGGAAGAAGACUGUCAGCGAGGUGAUCACGGAGAUGACCGGCGGCGGCGCCGAUUACUGCUUCGAGUGCGUCGGCUCCACUUCACUCAUGGCGGAAGCCUUCAAAAGCUCUCGGAAGGGCUGGGGGAAGACGGUCAUCCUGGGCACCGACGCCGGCGCGGCGCCCGUCAGCAUAUCGUCGUCGGACAUCAAGCGGGGGCGGUCCGUCACCGGCGCGCUCCUCGGCGGGAUCAAGCCCAAGGACGACAUCCCCGUGCUGGCGCACAAGUACCUGGACAAGGAGCUGGAGCUGGACGAGUUCAUCACCCACCAGGUGGGCUUCCACGACAUAAACCGCGCCUUCGACCUGCUCCAGCAGGGGAGGUGCCUUCGCUGCAUCAUCUGGAUGGACAACAACGGCGGCGCCAAGGACACCGUCGCGCGCGCAUGA